This is a messenger RNA of Apiotrichum porosum, 2223 nucleotides long. RefSeq lists its product as uncharacterized. The record is from RefSeq and is a predicted model, not a curated record. Gene Ontology annotation, biological process: intracellular iron ion homeostasis; iron ion transport; copper ion import. Bases 1 to 2223 code for a protein of 740 amino acids. Gene Ontology annotation, cellular component: plasma membrane. Lineage: Eukaryota; Fungi; Basidiomycota; Tremellomycetes; Trichosporonales; Trichosporonaceae. Gene Ontology annotation, molecular function: ferric-chelate reductase activity. The transcript is spliced from 8 exons.
AUGCUCAGAGUGGUUGCGGUAUCCCUGGCGUUCGCCAGCACCGUCGCUGCUGGGAAUGUCGCCACACUCAAAGACUCGGACGGCCUCUGCUGGUCGGCGUGCAGCGAUGCUAUCGGUUCGGUCACCUUUGGCGACAGCGACCCCACUCUGGACUACUACCCCGGUCUCGUCGCGUCAAAGGACUACAUGACCUCGACUGUGCUCUGCAUGGACACCUACUGCCCAGCCACCAAGUUCUCAGUCGAUGGAGGAUGGGAGCUCUUUGCUUCGUAUGCCAAACAAUAUGGUGACGUCCCUAGCAUACCAACGGUGGAAUCUGUGCGCGCCGAGAUCAACAAAUCUGCUGUCGUCAACGUCGACGUUCGUGACACCGCCAACCUCCUACCCAUGUACAAUUCUACUGUCCUUAUCGCCCAAAACAACUUCGAUGCUGGUCUCAGGACCGAGCUCGUCUGGGCCCUUGAGAUGAGACAACACCACGCCUACGGCUGGACCAUGUACCUGCUCCUCGGAAUUAUGCUCGUCAUCGGCACCGGCAACCGUCUCUUCGCAGCCUUGUCAAAGCAUGUCAACCGAGGCGACCCCGAGGACAUGCAUCUUGGCGCUCCCGUUCGCGACACCCUCAUCUCCAAAGUCUACACCUGGUACCUUCGCCGCAUCGCGGUACCUGCCACAUUCGGUUACAGGCACAUGCAGCCUUGGGGCUGGCUUUCCAUUCCGACGCGUAUCCAGGCCAUUCUGGUCUUCAUUUAUGUUGCCCUCAACCUCAUUUUCACCUGCACAGGCUACGAGCUCUUUGUCGAAAACAUGUACUGGUCGUCAAAGAGCAUCCAGCUCUGGCGGUACGUGGCCGACCGCACGGGAAUCAUGGCGUUCUACAACAUGCCGCUUCUCUGGAUCCUUGCCGGCCGUAACGACGUUCUCAUUUGGCUGACUGGAUGGUCUUACCAGUCGACCAAUGUCUUCCACCGUUGGGCAGCUCGCGUCGCUACUGUUCAGGCUAUUGUGCACUCUGCUGCUUACACCUGGCUCGAGCUGGACUAUCUUCCCUCAAUGUUCGCAUACGAGUACUGGGCGAUGGGCGUGUUCGCCACUGUGGUCAUGUGCAUGAUGCUCCCCUUGGCCAUCCGCCCUUUCCGCGAGAGGAUGUACGAGACCUUCCUCAUGCUUCACAUUAUGAUGGCACUUGCCACCCUAAUCCUCCUCUUCUACCACGUCAAGAUCUUUGACGGCGAGUACGAUGGCUGGCUCUGGGCCUGUGUCGCUAUCUGGCUCUUCGACCGCGUGCUCCGCAUCGUCCGCGUCCUCGUUCUGUCUUACAAGACCUUCCGCUCGGGUGGUAGAAACACUGUUGCGCGCAUGACCAACACGUCCGACUCGGGACUCAUCCGUCUCUCGGUCGAGUCGUCGAUCCCGAUCAGCCCCAAGCCUGGCAGCUACUAUUUCUUGUACACGCCUCGUUCUUUUGCGCCGUGGGAGAACCACCCGUUCACACUCGCAUCUUGGACCAAGAGCGCGGACGGCAAGAGCACAACUCUCCAUUUCCUCAUGGCGGCACAGAACGGCGCCACGGGUCGUCUCGCUCGCCGUAUCAAGCGGGUCCAAGGGGGAGACCUCAACAUGCGCGUCCUCCUCGAGGGCCCAUACGGUUGCAAGCACCCAGUUGGCAACUACGACCAUGUCCUCCUCAUUGCCGGUGGAAGUGGAGUCACCGCUGUGCUUCCUUACCUGUACGCUCUUUGCAAGGAGGGCCACCGCAAUGUCUCGGUCGUGUGGGUCGUCAAGAACUCGCAGUACGCCGCAGACGUUGUUGCCAACGAGCUCUCGCCUCGCCACACCGGUACCGCCAAUGUCCGUCUCUACAUUUCGCAGGAGGAGGGCGCCACGCCCGAUGCCGUGGUGGAGGCCAUCCCGCAGAUGGAAGCCCAGCCCUCGCAUGACGCCGUGACCGGAGCAGAGGGGGCGGAGAAGAACUCGGACGGCGCCAGCAACUCUGACAAUGGCAAGGACCUCAGUAUCCUCCGUGGUAGGCCCGCGAUGAAGGACCUGGUGGCGGAGAGCAUCCGCCACCUCGUUGGUGGUGAACGCCUCGCCGUCCUGGGCUGCGGUCCAUGGUCCAUGAUGGACGACCUCCGCCUUGCCAUCGCCCAGUCGUACGGUACUGGCGACAACCAGGUUCCCGGCAGCCAGCUCGAGUACUUUGAGGAUGCGUUUGAGUGGUAA